This is a messenger RNA of Chara braunii, 1019 nucleotides long. NCBI's taxonomy places the organism in Eukaryota, Viridiplantae, Streptophyta, Charophyceae, Charales, Characeae. The record is from the annotation of a GenBank genome assembly.
GGGAUGAGUUGUAUGCCCUGAGGCGGGAGCUGGACAGACUGAAGAAACGUGUCAAUAAAAUGUCAGACGAAUUGAAGGAAAGGCAGGUGAAAACGAAAGAGGAAGCAGACAAGAUGAAGGACACCAUUGAAAGCGCAGUUCAGGAGGCAGUACGCAAGCAAGCGGAGCAGAAGCAGUCCGAGGAUCCUGCGAAGGAGGUCUGCAAUCCGGCAGUUGACGCGGUUACGAAGGCGGAGACGGUGAAGCGCCAGCUGGAACAAAUGAGGGAAUUACAAUACGAUCUAGCAGCGUUAAAAGGAGCAAUUCACAAGACUCCAGUAAGAAGUCAGUUUAUCUCACCACGACCACGGAGCACUUCCAAGAAGACCCCAACAAAGAAGACUUCAGCAGCUAACGGGGCGAGAACAAGUAGGAUUCGGAAGGCUCUCCAUACAAGCAAGGACCCAAGGCGCAGCGCGGUGAGGACAUCGGCUAGGCGGAGAAUACUACAAGGCAAGCAGAUCAUGGAGAACAUGCUCAACGCUCUACAAAUGGAGGAUCUGAAACAGUUGUGCAACAAGCACAACGUGAAGUACCGUGGUAUGCCGCAAACACGUGUAGCACUCAGGAAGGUACCAGGUGUGGUAGUAUCCAUCACUGAGGACCUUCACGAACAGGAGACGAUGGUGAAGAAGUCCAUGGGAGAAGCCAUGACGAGGAUCCGUCCGGGGAGACUGAAGACUCAGAGGAGGAGGACGAUAACGACGAAGCUUUUGAGGAAGUUGAAGAGUCCGUUGGGUCGGAUGCUUCAAGGGAUAUCGAACCAGCACAGCGGUAGCAAGUGCAGAUUACAGCCUUUCCGAAUCUAUCGACUACAGUUGUGCGUGAUUUAGUUACUCAACGUUCACACAGAAUACAAAUGCUGAUUAGGGUCAAGGACUGGAAGCAGUGUCGGGUAGUUAACAGAGUAUACAGACUAUCCGUAUUGGGACUGAUAAAGAGGAACGCAUUACCAUGGGCAACAAAGGUGGCUGGAAUAA